Paraphaeosphaeria sporulosa is the source of this 479-nucleotide messenger RNA. Its product is annotated as mitochondrial zinc maintenance protein 1, mitochondrial. The coding region runs from base 57 to 407 and encodes 116 amino acids. The transcript is spliced from 3 exons. Gene Ontology annotation, biological process: mitochondrial respiratory chain complex III assembly. Lineage: Eukaryota; Fungi; Ascomycota; Dothideomycetes; Pleosporales; Didymosphaeriaceae. The record is from RefSeq and is a predicted model, not a curated record.
CCGCGACUUUUCUCGCCAUCGCCCCUAGCAUCUCACACAUUCCAGGACCGGUUCCCAUGUCGCACGAGAUGGCCAUUGCAGCAUACAGAAAUCUCUUGCGAUCAACGCGCAUCGCGUUCCGAGGAGACACACGCAUGCUCUCCGCCGCACGUCUUGAAGUGCGCAAGAACUUUGAGAACAACCGCGGGCUCGCCACCGGCAGCGAGGAAUACUCCAAGCAAAUCACACACGCAGAGGAGGUGGCAAAGUUUCUACGAGAGAACGUGGUGCAGGGAGAGGCAAUGGAUACGGAAGGCAGCUACAAGCUCAAUAUCCACGAGCAUACCGAGCGCGGGGACAACGAGGAUAUCAAGAAGGGGAAGGGGAAGGGGAAUACAUUAGCAGGAACCAAAUGCUGCUCGGCUUGAACUUUUCUCCGUCCAAUACGAAUCGUGAUACCCGCCCUGAACGCCGACCAAUGCUACAAAUGUAAUACAUGC